UGGAGGCUAAGGCAGGAGGAUCGCCGCCAGUUCAAGAACAUCACAGGCUACGUAGUAGGACUUAGCCUUAGAGAGAAAGGAGGAGAGAGAAGACAUUGAUAAGGCUGGAUCCUGUCUUACAUGGCCCCUCCCAGGUGCCGGCCGCGCUCCGCCCCGCCGUCCUCCCGCCUGCUCCUCGCUGUCCAUGGCGCGCCCCGCGCCCUGGUGGUGGUGGCUGCGGCCGCUGGCGGCGCUCGCCCUGGCGCUGGCGCUGGUCCGGGUGCCCUCAGCCCGGGCCGGGCAGAUGCCGCGCCCCGCAGAGCGCGGGCCCCCAGUACGGCUCUUCACCGAGGAGGAGCUAGCCCGCUACGGCGGCGAGGAGGAGGAUCAACCCAUCUACUUGGCAGUGAAGGGAGUGGUGUUCGAUGUCACCUCUGGGAAGGAGUUUUAUGGACGUGGAGCCCCCUACAAUGCCUUGGCCGGGAAGGACUCGAGCAGAGGUGUGGCCAAGAUGUCGCUGGAUCCUGCAGACCUCACUCAUGACAUUUCUGGUCUCACUGCCAAGGAGCUGGAAGCCCUCGAUGACAUCUUCAGCAAGGUGUACAAAGCCAAAUACCCCAUUGUUGGCUACACGGCCCGCAGGAUCCUCAACGAGGAUGGCAGCCCCAACCUGGACUUCAAGCCUGAAGAUCAGCCCCAUUUUGACAUAAAGGACGAGUUCUGAUGUCUAGCUGAGAAGCUGAUCCUAGGGAGAGGUGGGGGGACAGGAGUUAAAUGUCCCACGGAACAAGCGGGGGAAGCCUCUGAGUGCCCUGCAUCUGAAUAAAGCUGGUAUUUAACUGGGA
Messenger RNA from Rattus rattus (black rat), 824 nucleotides. RefSeq names its product neudesin neurotrophic factor (gene Nenf). Gene Ontology annotation, cellular component: endomembrane system; membrane. NCBI's taxonomy places the organism in Eukaryota, Metazoa, Chordata, Mammalia, Rodentia, Muridae. The coding region runs from base 185 to 703 and encodes 172 amino acids. The record is from RefSeq and is a predicted model, not a curated record. The transcript has 4 exons.